This is a messenger RNA of Cuscuta campestris, 1135 nucleotides long. NCBI's taxonomy places the organism in Eukaryota, Viridiplantae, Streptophyta, Magnoliopsida, Solanales, Convolvulaceae. The record is from the annotation of a GenBank genome assembly.
AUCAGUUUUAUUAAUCACCAUUUUGCGACAUGAUUUAGGCUGUUAAGCUAUACUAUUAUGAGAUAUGGCUUCAAACCAUGCACUAUUCCUGGAAGAGCCCAAAACUGCCAAUAAUAAUAAUGAUGGCAAUGGUGAUUUAGAGCAGCACCAAGAGAAGAAGAGUGAGAUGGGCGGCGGCGCGGCGGGCGGGUUCGAUUAUGCGAAGCGGGCCCCGUGGCUUCGGGCGGCGGUUCUCGGAGCUAACGACGGUUUGGUUUCCACGGCCUCGUUGAUGAUGGGUGUCGGAGCGGUUAAGCAGGACAUCAAGGCCAUGAUCCUGACGGGGUUUGCCGGCAUGGUGGCCGGAGCAUGUUCGAUGGCCAUCGGAGAGUUUGUCUCCGUCUACUCUCAGCGAGACAUGGAGGUUGCUCAAAUGAAGAGGAGCAAGACAAGAAGGCCGCCACCGCCGCCGGAGGAGGAGAACGGUGGUGGCAACAACGACGUGGUGCUGGCAAAUCCCAUGCAAGCGGCAGCGGCAUCGGUGGUCGCCUUUGUAAUGGGAGCAAUGGUGCCGCUGCUGGCGGCGUCGUUCAUAAAGGGGUACAAGGUGAGGGUUGGGGCGGUGGUCGGGGCUGUCACUGCCGCUCUGGUGGCUUUUGGGUGGCUGGGUGCGGCACUUGGUGGCGCUCCCAGGGUUAGAGCUUCGGCGAGGGUUUUGCUUGGAGGAUGGCUGGCCAUGGCUAUAACAUCCGGAUUAACAAAGCUGAUUGGUUUAAAAGGCGAAUAAUACCAGAAAAAUUCACACAACAAAUCUCAGAAAAUCAUGCAAAAAACCCACCAAGUUUGCCCUACAAAUGACAAUCGCACAUGAUUUUAUACUUACAAGGUCUGUACCAGACGAUUAUUGUCUGUAUAAAUCAUCUCUGAUUGUUUCUUCAUGAGUUCGACCAACAAGUCCAAUGACGACACUAACAUUGACACUAUAAGCGACAAUCAUGCACAAAAGGUCAUUGUCAGUAAGAUAUUAUUGUAUGUGAAACUCUAAUAGUGUUAACCUUGCUGUCAUCCGUGGUAUGAGACUAGCAUCACCCUUCAAAACCGUAAGAUGAAGAUCAAACGGCUCACCGAGCAAGUCUGCAACAAGCUAGAGUGAUUC